Molecule: messenger RNA, 684 nt
Organism: Naumovozyma castellii
Lineage: Eukaryota; Fungi; Ascomycota; Saccharomycetes; Saccharomycetales; Saccharomycetaceae
Gene: IGD1
Product: Igd1p
Exons: 1
Coding region: 1-684 (227 amino acids)
Source: RefSeq, a predicted model, not a curated record
AUGCCCGACUACCUAAGAACACCAGACAAACACCAGGAAUACGCUCAAUCACGCUUCUUCACAGACCUCAACGAGGAUGAACCUCCACAACCAAUGAAGAGCCCAAACUUGUCCGAGUUCAACGUAUCAGAGCCCCCCAUCUCCGUAUCACCAUUGCCACCACCUGCACAGGAGGAUCCACACCAACAUAACGGAUAUAAUGACUACUCAUACCUUCAUGGCGCAAAGGCAGACAAGAAAAAGGAUACGAACCCACCACAUCAUCAAUUCGUAAGACGUAGCUCGACAAACUACGCGGAUGCUUUGAACGAUAAAGAGAAGGCAACCGCUACAACACUCCCCCAUCACCCAAGACAUAAGAGUGGGUCCCCCGAGAUGAACCUACAGGACCUGAGACACGAUCAUCAGAUGCAGAAUACCGAGCAUACCAAGCAUAAGUGUGCAGACAUGGGUGAUUAUAUACUGGGCAAAACUACAACCCCGGAAACGCAACAAGUAGAAGAUACAGACCCAGUCACAGGCUCGCAGGCUGCCACUACUGCUACUAGUACUUCAGCAAUCCCCAAGACAACUCCCGCCGCACCAACUGACGUCCCGCAGAUGCAAAGGAGGAAAUCGUCCUUUGUCUACGAGGACUUCAAGAAGGACAUGUACGACAGGUUGAAGAUGUUCGAAAAGAAGUAA